Homalodisca vitripennis (glassy-winged sharpshooter) is the source of this 4260-nucleotide messenger RNA. RefSeq names its product tachykinin-like peptides receptor 86C. NCBI's taxonomy places the organism in Eukaryota, Metazoa, Arthropoda, Insecta, Hemiptera, Cicadellidae. The transcript has 10 exons. Gene Ontology annotation, biological process: G protein-coupled receptor signaling pathway. Gene Ontology annotation, molecular function: tachykinin receptor activity. The record is from RefSeq and is a predicted model, not a curated record. Gene Ontology annotation, cellular component: plasma membrane. Bases 178 to 1572 code for a protein of 464 amino acids.
ACAAUUCACUGGCUAAAAUAAACACAUUCAACUUUAUCACCACAUUAAGUUAUAUAAUUUAAUUUUAUGAGCACAUGUGCUCACAAGUACGUAUGAGCUUAGUUAAACCAUGUUUGGUUUCUGACAAAACUUUCCCAAAGGCAAGGCUUUGAAGAUAGAAGAAUAGUGAAUCUCAAGAUGAUAGCUAACAAUAUAACUGUAGUGGAGUGUACGAACCUGGUGGACAACUACAGCACGGGCUACCCUCAUGGAUCUAGAACACUGAACGUCACACUACAGGCUCUGUACGGCUGUGAAGACGAGGACUACGAUUGGCCGCUCACCACCAUGUCGCCGCGGCGGCGCCCGGUCCGGCUGCAGAUGUCCUGGUUCCUGCAGAUCGCUUGGUCUCUUCUCUUCGCCUUCAUGUUGGUAGUAGCUAUCGGGGGCAACAUCAUCGUCAUAUGGAUUGUUAUUGCUCACCGCAGGAUGAGGACCGUUACCAAUUACUUCCUGUUGAAUCUUUCCAUCGCCGACCUUAUGAUGUCCGUUUUCAACUGCAUCUUUAACUUUGUGUACAUGCUCAAUAAUGACUGGCAGUUCGGACGGUCUUACUGCACUGUAAGCAACUACGUGGCCAACGUCACAGUAGCAGCGAGCGUGUUUACCCUCACAGGAAUCUCUGUUGACAGGUUCCUAGCCAUCAACAGACCACUAAAGCCUCGCAUGUCCAAGACCAUAGCCCAGAUGACAAUCAUUACCAUAUGGUUCACUAGUCUGGUUCUAGGGUCACCUUGCUUGCUUUACUCUACUACUAUAACUUAUAAAGGAUCUGGCCAGACUGCGUGUAUUCUUGUAUGGCCCGAUGGGCAGCCCACAGUCUCAACAAUGGACUACGUGUAUAACCUUAUCCUGUUCCUGGUGACAUAUGUAGUCCCUAUGACGGCGAUGGUCUGCUGCUACACGGCCAUGGGCAGGGAGUUGUGGGGUAGUCGAUCCAUCGGAGAGCUCACUCAAAGGCAGCUUGAGUCCAUCAAGUCCAAAAGGAAGGUGGUGCGGAUGUUUAUAGUGAUAGUCACAAUAUUCGGCGUGUGCUGGCUCCCAUAUCACUGUUACUUCCUGUACGCUCACUAUCACAGAGACAUCGGGUACUCCAAGUAUGUCCAACACAUAUACCUCACUUUCUACUGGCUCGCCAUGUCCAACGCCAUGGUCAACCCACUCAUAUACUACUGGAUGAAUGCCAGGUUCCGGCAAUAUUUCCGGACGGCAGUGUGUGAGUGGCGCUGUUUGAGGCGACAAGAGGUGCAGAGUGACAUCGCUGACACUCCUCCCAUGAUCAGGCGCUGUUCCCACUCCUACUCACACUCCAGAUCAGGUACUGGGGACGAUUACUCAUUAAAUGAUAAGGCCAAACAGCAGCGAUUGGCCUUGAAACCAGAGAAUAAACAGUGUUUCUGUCCAAUGGGUACCCACUUGCGUCAUCAGUGCCGACAUCAACUGGUGCACAAGGGUGUGGCUGUGACUUGGAGACACCAACCUGUAACGUACACACAAGUCAAUAACCGGGCCGUCAUGUCCUCCCAAGUCUGAGGCUGCGAUUCUUCUGCAAGAACUGUUAUAUCACAGUCAUCAGUGCCGACAUCAACUGGUGCACAAGGGUGUGGCUGUGACUUGGAGACACCAACCUGUAACGUACACACAAGUCAAUAACCGGGCCGUCAUGUCCUCCCAAGUCUGAGGCUGCGAUUCUUCUGCAAGAACUGUUAUAUCACAGUCAUCAGUGCCGACAUCAACUGGUGCACAAGGGUGUGGCUGUGACUUGGAGACACCAACCUGUAACGUACACACAAGUCAAUAACCGGGCCGUCAUGUCCUCCCAAGUCUGAGGCUGCGAUUCUUCUGCAAGAACUGUUAUAUCACAGUCAUCAGUGCCGACAUCAACUGGUGCACAAGGGUGUGGCUGUGACUUGGAGACACCAACCUGUAACGUACACACAAGUCAAUAACCGGGCCGUCAUGUCCUCCCAAGUCUGAGGCUGCGAUUCUUCUGCAAGAACUGUUAUAUCACAGUCACCAGUGCCGACAUCAACUGGUACACAAGGGUUUGGUUGUGACUUGAAGACAACGCCCAUUAUUGUACACACUAUAUGUAAGUAGAAGGCUGAGAUUCUAAUAGAAGAACGGUGUAUCGCGGUUUUAAUGCUACAGUUUUAAGAUGCGUUUUUUUAACUAGAUGUAUGGAAUAACUAUUUUGUACGUGUAUUAACUUCGGAAUAACUUCUGGUACAUUUUCACAACAAAUGUGCCCUAACUGUGUUAAGUUUAUUAUUUACUAAUUAUUUUUGUAACUUGAUGGUUUCACGCAUACUUGAGUGUAUGAAUGAGCAAAAUAAGCAUUUUUAUUCAAGAAUAUUAGUUUUUAUGAUAAAAUAUACGUUGCUUGGAUUAGUUGGUGUCAUAUUUGAAUUUUUAGACAUGUACAUAUUAUUUCAAUCUCAUUUGUAUAAGUAUGUCUGGCUGUGAAAUUUUCUUCAAGGUUAAAAGAAAUACCAUAAUAAUAACAUUUCAUAUAUAUAUACAUAUAUAUAUAUAUAUAUUUCUUUUAUUUUAAAAUAGUUAAAUGAGUUUAUUUGAAAUAUUUUGUAUUUGUAAAUUUAUACAAUCAUAUACGAUAUGAUGCUAAAUUCUGAAAAGGCAAUAUUGACAGCCAAUUAUAUUUCAACACAUGUUUGAAACGCAAAAUGUACUUUAGAAAGAAUACGAUGACCAGUAUAACUUAAGAGAUAACUAAGUGAUAAUUUAUCUACUUCUUAAUUUUUUUUAUUACACAUCGAAUUUAAUGUUAUUAAUGAGUAAACAUGUAAGUUUAGUACAGCAAUUUAUGAGCUUUUAAUGUGAUUUAUUGUGUCAUUUAAAGAAUAAAGGUGCAUCCACACUGGACUAAAAUUGUUUGCCGAACACAGUCAGUGAACAUUUUUUGGGGUUGGGUAAAUGUGGACGCUUCGGCAAACAUUCUUGGGGGUAGCGCGCCAACAUUUUUUUUUUCGGGCAAAAUUUCGCCCUAUGAGAGAACUGUUGAGUUCGUGAAUCUGUUUUCUUUUUGUUUUUUUUAGUUCUAUGCACACCAUGUUUCAAUAUUGACCAAUAUUAGUUUUCUGAAAAAGCAAAACUCAAACCCUCUUUUAAUAUAAUAUUUUAUUUAAACAUUUUUUAUUUUUAGCGUAUAUGAACAGCAUAUUUUACUAAAGAAUCCAUUGGGAAAAGUUAUAAAAUGAUAAAAGGCGAAAAAAGUUUAAAAACAAUAGGUACAGACAUUCAUACAUUGAAGAAUAAAAUUUAUAGUUUAUUAGUACAUAACAGGCGAGAGAAAUAACAUAUUGAGUCGAGGCACGCAUGGGAAUAGACAAACAUAAAAACUCUCCGGUGGGGUUUUAAUUAUUUCGCAUUUUAAGUGAUAAAUAUGCACAAGACCUAUAAUUCUUACAGUAAAAUAUCGUUAUAGGAAAUUAAUAUAGGUGUAAAUAGGGAAACAAAAUUUGUCUGUUUCCGAAAUUUUGGAAAUUUGUAUACUUCUAAAAUUUUAGGACCUAUUAAUGUUAUUAGAAUGCUAGCAAUUCAAAAUCCACAUACGAGUAAAGUUGGAAAACUAGCAAUGAUCUUUUAAGCCCGCUCUGAAAUCUUCACAGCCGUUGAUGGCUCAUGACUGAAGCGAUUAAAUGACGACUCGCACUAACAUUAAUUUUCAAGCACUAAAAAUGUAGCAAACAAUGAACUCAUAACAACACUAGCAAACAAUUUUUGCAAAACAUAUUUAGUUUGGCGAAAAUGUUCAUCGCGAUUGUUUGCCCAGUGUAGUAGACGCAGCCUUAUUCAAUUCCAGUCUUCAUAUCCAAUUUACUUUGCAAUACGAGAAUUAUUAUAAUGAUGUAGUUUUAAAAUCACUAGCUUAAAUUAUCUAGUAAUUGUAUAGCACAAAGGAUUCACAACAUAUUGCGUUUUAAUUCGUAUUAAAAUUACAUUGAUAUAAAUUAAAGCAACUUAUCAUUCAGAAUGUAUUCUGGAUAUUUAAGAUUCUAAUAUUGCAGAAAUAUGUAGGAAAGUUAAAUUAUAUUUUUAUGUGAUCAACAUAUUGCGUUUUAAUUCGUAUUAAAAUUACAUUGAUAUAAAUUAAAGCAACUUAUCAUUCAGAAUGUAUUCUGGAUAUUUAAGAUUCUAAUAUUGCAGAAAUAUGUAGGAAAGUUAAAUUAUAUUUUUAUGUGAUCAACAUAUUGCGUUUUA